Molecule: messenger RNA, 2796 nt
Organism: Xyrauchen texanus (razorback sucker)
Lineage: Eukaryota; Metazoa; Chordata; Actinopteri; Cypriniformes; Catostomidae
Gene: slc15a1a
Product: solute carrier family 15 member 1a
Exons: 22
Coding region: 387-2531 (714 amino acids)
Biological process (GO): transmembrane transport; oligopeptide transport
Cellular component (GO): membrane
Molecular function (GO): dipeptide transmembrane transporter activity
Source: RefSeq, a predicted model, not a curated record
UGAUAUUAGUUGUGUACAUUGGUGGUCCUUGAGAGUCUGCAACUGAACGAAACUUAAUGAGUUUUAAUGUUACUAUUUUAUGAAGCACUGUUAACAGUGUAGAAAACACAAACUAGAGCUGAUACACUUACCCUAUGGACCCUUUGAGUAUUAUUUAUCUCUCCAUAAAUCAGACAGGACACAGUCCAUUCUAAUAUAAAGUUACACUCCUGCUUGAGGUGCUAUUGGACUCUCUGCUGUGACUCACACACAUACAUUCUCCAGCUGCCCCAAGAUGACAGGUAAGGACCUCCUGUGUUAAACUGUUUUCAAUCACAGAAAUGAUCAUUACUGUUAAAUUGAUGCUGUAAAUGUACUAAAAAUGUAUUGAUCUGACAGACGAAAAGAUGGAUGAGAAGAAAAAUAAGAAAAAGACGCCUGAGUGUUGUGGAUAUCCAGUGAGCAUUUUCUUUAUUGUGGUCAACGAGUUCUGUGAAAGAUUUUCCUACUAUGGCAUGCGAGCUGUGUUGGUACUUUAUUUCCGAUAUUUUCUGCGUUGGGACGAUGAUCUUGCAACCUCUAUUUAUCAUGCCUUUGUGGCAUUGUGCUACUUGACACCCAUCUUGGGUGCCAUUAUUGCUGAUUCCUGGCUUGGGAAAUUCAAGACAAUCAUUUACCUGUCCAUAGUGUAUGCCAUUGGCCAGGUUAUCAUGGCUGUCAGCACUGUUCAUGACAUCACAGAUGCAAACAGAGACGGCAAGCCAGAUAACUUGACUUUCCACAUGGCGUUGUCAAUGCUCGGUUUGAUCCUCAUUGCUCUGGGCACUGGGGGUAUUAAACCAUGUGUGUCUGCAUUUGGUGGAGAUCAGUUUCAGGAACAUCAGAGUCGGCAGCUCAACACAUUUUUCUCUGUGUUUUAUCUGUGCAUUAACGGAGGAAGUCUUCUCUCCACACUCAUUACACCUGUUCUGAGAGCUCAGAAGUGUGGCAUCUACACUCAGCAGCCCUGUUAUCCAUUGGCUUUUGGUGUACCAGCCGCUCUGAUGGUUGUUUCUCUGGUGGUGUUCAUCACUGGCAGUGGCAUGUAUAUCAAAACUGAUCCAGAAGGAAACAUUAUUGGUUCCGUGUGUAAAUGCAUCGGGUUUGCCAUCAAAAACCGUUUCAGGCACAGAAGCAGCAAGUUUCCAAAGAGAGAACACUGGAUGGACUGGGCCAAUGAGAAAUAUGAUAAACUUCUCAUCGCUCAGAUAAAGAUGGUACUGAAGGUGUUAUUCCUCUACAUCCCACUGCCCAUGUUUUGGACUCUGUUUGACCAAAAGGGCUCCCGCUGGACUCUCCAAGCCACUACUAUGACCGGAGACUUUGGGGCAUUCAUCCUGCAGCCAGACCAGAUGCAGACUGUGAACCCCAUCCUCAUUCUGACCCUUGUGCCUAUAAUGGACAAGAUUGUCUUCCCACUAAUCCAGAAGUGUGGCCUCAAUUUCAGCCCUUUGAAGAGAAUGGCAGUUGGCAUGUUGUUUGCUUCCAUGGCGUUUGUUUGUGCAGCUCUUGUCCAGAUUGAAAUUGAUAAAACAUUGCCAAAUUUCCCAUCAUCCUCUGAGAGUCAGCUGAAGGUGGUGAACAUGGGCAGUGGACAACUGACUGUUACUAUCCCUUCCAAUGAGCCUCUAUUGCUAGAAUCACUGAAGAGCAGUGAUUACUUGACAUUUGAACAAGGGGACAUCACAGUGUCCUUGAGCACAAAUCCUGUGAUCACCAAAGCUUUCAGUUUAAACAUGGGGGAGCGGCAGACCCUGAUCAUACCCUCUGACCCCAGCCUGAUGAAUCUGCAAGAAGACACAAUGUCCAAACCAGAAGAGGGGAAGAAUGCUAUUAGAUUUGUGAAUGGCUUGACAGCUGACUUGAACAUCACUGACUUGGGACUCAUUGAGCCAUCAGCUGUUUCAAACUACACACUGGUUUCUCAGGGGACGCAGACAUUUAUACUCCGUAGUGGUGAGCAGUCUUGCGAGUUUUCUCGAAAGUUUGGAUUUGGUUCUUCGUACACAUACUUAAUCCCCAGUACGCUGUCCUGGACUAAUUGUAGCUCAAUAACAGAAGUUGAGGACAUCAGGCCCAACUCAGUUCACAUGGCUCUGCAGAUUCCUCAGUACUUCCUCAUUACUACAGGAGAGGUUAUGUUCUCAGUCACUGGCCUGCAGUUUUCAUACUCACAGGCUCCAAAAAAUAUGAAAUCAGUGUUGCAGGCUGGCUGGUUGUGCACAAAUGCUGUGGGAAAUAUGAUAGUGCUGAUUGUGGCAGAGCUGGGAAAACUUCCCAAACAGUGGGCAGAGUAUGUGCUUUUUGCUUCGCUGCUAGUGGCUGUGAAUAUCAUCUUCUCCUUCAUGGCUUAUUUCUACACCUACAUUGACCCAGCGGAGAUUGAAGCCCAGGUCAGGAGAGAGCUAGAGCUCGAGUCAGUGGACAAAGACAAAGAGAAUGAGAUGCUCGCAAUGCAGGAAAAAGAUUCGGACCGGCAAAAUGAGCAGGAGGUCAAGCAAACCAAGAUAUAAGCAUAUACAUGUUUGAAUAAAACUGAGAUUGGAUCGUGUUAAUAAUAUGCUAACAUUUCACCUUAAGUUCAAUAUUAUAAGAGGUAUGAAAGAUUGUGACAUGUUGAUAUGUCAUUUGCACCUAUAUGAGUGAGUGAACUUUUAGUCGGUACUGUUAAAUAUUAUGUAUUGUGUAAAAUAUUUGUUGUGAUAUCUAGGGAUUUUCAUCUAUAGGUAUGAUUUAUAAUGCAGAUGGACUCUAGUUAUUGUUUUUGUAUGUAAUUAU